AUGAGCUAUAAUAUGCCAUUGGACUCUCCAUAUGUGGAUGAGAAAAAGAAGCAGUUCAACUAUAAGCGUCGGGCGCUACAGGAUCGGUUAGGGACCUUUAUAGCCGAACAUAGAAAAACGGUGUUGGCAGUUUUUUGUGCCCUUUUCGUGUUGUUUUGGUUUGGAUCAGCUCAAUUUUCGCUGUUCUCCAGAGAUCCUAAAAUUGUGCUGAUACUGGCAGUCAAUGACGGUGGUGGGGUUCACAAGUGGAAGGGAGAACAAGAGUGGGCUAUCGAACGUAUUUCAAUUCAGAACAAACGUGCUUACGCUAAGAGACACGGGUAUGGUCUAACUAUCAAAGACUUGCGCACAGCGAAGAGGUACUCGCACGAAUACCGCGAAGGGUGGCAGAAAGUGGAGAUUCUGCGUCAAACGAUGCGCGAGUUUCCAAAUGCGGAAUGGUUUUGGUGGCUGGAUCCAGAAACUCUGAUCAUGGAGCCGCAGCUGUCACUGGAAAAGCACUUGUUUAAGCGCCUUGAUUCACUUUCCUACCGAAUUCUAGACGACUUCAACCCAUUACAACUUCCGUUGGAUAUCCCUUACGUGGACUACUCCCAAGAACCAGAGCUUUACAUCACUCAAGACUGUGGGGGUUUUAACUUGGGGUCGUUUUUCGUCAAAAACUCUGAGUGGACCAAACUACUGCUGGACGUGUGGUGGGAUCCUGUCUGUUACGAGCAAAAGCACAUGUUAUGGGAGCACCGGGAGCAAGAUGCCCUGGAGGCUUUAUACGCGAAUGAACCCUGGAUUCGAGAAAAGACAGCCUUUUUGCCCCUCAGAAGUAUCAAUUCUUUUCCUUCGGGUGCCUGUUCAGAGUUUUCUGACGAUGCUCGUUAUUUCUACAGCGAGGAGGAUCGGGAUUUUGUGGUGAAUAUGGCGGGUUGCAGUUUUGGCAGAGACUGUUGGGGUGAGAUGCAACAUUACGGCUCUAUAAUGGAGUCCCACGCUAAAAGGUGGUGGCGCCGAAUGUACUAG
This is a messenger RNA of Lachancea dasiensis, 1014 nucleotides long. Lineage: Eukaryota; Fungi; Ascomycota; Saccharomycetes; Saccharomycetales; Saccharomycetaceae. The record is from the annotation of a GenBank genome assembly.